GUAAUCCUCAAAGACGCCAUCUUCGCAUCGGCGGCAAAGAAUUUUUUAUGAUCAGUUCAGUUGAUGCAGAACGAGGAGAUGGUCGGGAAGAAGGCGAGCAUGGCAACGAGCAAGAGUUGCAUGAGGAGUAUCAUGAAGAUGACUGCGUUGGCGACAACGGACAAUGUGAAGGAUUGUAUAGGACUAUGGAAGGCGAAUCGUUGACUGAGCUAGAUGUGGCGGAUGAAGUUGAGAUCAAGCCCAGCGCUCACAGUGACUGGAAUGAUUUCCCUACCGAAGCGAAGGUGUUUGCACCUGCAACUGUUCUGAAGACUAAUGAGUUUCUCAAGAGUCGUCCACAAUUAUUCGUAGGAACCGGUCAGUCGAUAAGUGCUCGUGAAGACAGUUCAAAGCAAUGGGGAGACCCCGGCGAAAUACCCAGCACAUCACUUGAAGCUCGCAGUUUACCUGGAAUGAAGUCAUUGUUCAAGAUGUAUGGUGAGGUAGCGGUCAGAAAGGCUGCUCAUACCGAUCUUCUUCGAGCUGAUGAUAACAUGGCCGAGGACGACGAGGAAAAUGCCUCUAGCUCGUAUCCUCGUGGUGAGGAUUUCGACACUUCGCUGGAGGAUACUGCAGCAGACCGGGACUGUUAUCCCUUGGAUCCUGGGCAGAUCUACAGCAAAAGAAAGCAAAUAAUUCACAAGCAUCAGAAAUGGCCCUUGUACUGGGAUAGACCUAUAGAUUUUCAGGAAGCUUCUUAUAUAUUAAUUGGUGCAGUACCUGUUCAAGAAAGUAAGGUGUGCAACAGUAUACCGCAAGGCUUCCGUGGUGAAGGUACUUUUGUUGUGAACUGUGAACACCUUCACCGUUCGGAUUCGAACCACGACGGGUUGGGAUCUUGGGGAAAACCUACCGGGAGAAAUCGUUAUUACGGCUCCAGUGAAGGAGUUUUUACACGGAUGGACGAUGGACGCGGGAAUCUGCUACCACAUGCAAAAUACAUCUGGAAAUGUAUGAUGCGGAGGUACGAACAUCCAAUGACAGCUAGCGUAAACGGUGGCCAAAGCCGGUUCAUCAAAAAGUUGUAUACCGCUCUGUAUCCCCCAGAACGGAAGGAAGUGAUUUCAUUCGUGGUGAUUACUUAUGAGUGGAUUGGAAAACCUUUCAAUUUCAGAGUGAUACCCAUUCCAAUGAAAAACAAGCGCGGAGGCCCAUCAACACCCCACCCACCGCCAGGUUCAAAAGAUUGGCAGGCGGCAUCGUUUCAAGGCAGUGCGAUGGCUGCGCUUCCAGCCACUUGUUCUGCCUACUUCGGCGACUGUCCGUUAUACGCCGUAGGCGCAGUUGACUUCAAUGUCGCUGCUUCCAUAAUCCUUGGCGGAACCAUUGUUGAACCGUCCAAAGUUUGUAGUAAAGUUCCUCAAGGUUAUCGCGAGUGCGGAACUUUUGUAAUCGAUUUGUCCAAUUUUGUUACUGAUGCAGAGUUGAGACGAGAUGACAAUGGCUGCUGGGGUAAACCGGCUGGUAAUUCUAGGUAUUACAAGAUAGAUCCGAACACGGGUGACGCCGUCAGGGUCGAUCGCGGAUGCAAACUCAUCGAAGGUGCCGAGUAUGAUGUGCAGAUUCUUUCAAAGCGUUACGAACAUCCGUCUGUAAAUGGUAGGUUUGUUCGGAAAAUAUACACGGGUAGAAGUCCUUCAAAUAGCAGAGUUUACGAGAAUUGCAUGCUGUUGGCCGUCAUGACUUAUUAUUGGAAAGGAGAACCGGAAUAUUUUGAAGUGGGGCCGCAGAGAAGGGUUAGGAUUCCAGAAGAUGCGGAGCGCCAGCGACUUCUGAAUCAGAUCUACGCUGGUCACGCGGCACCCAUGCUUACUGCUGAAGACGCUCGUACAGCAAAACGGUUUCGUGCAGAUUUGUCUGAACCUGGCGCCUCAUCUGAGAGCGCACAUGCCAUCAUGUACAGAACGGAAAUUGAACUGCAGGAACGGCAAGCAUGCAUCUUGGAUCGGUUCGAAGCAUUCAUGGACAGAUUGGAAAGAAUUGUUACGUACUUGCCACAACUCCAUGAGCCUGUGCAGCAAGUUUGGUUGGAUGAGGCGUCACAUGACGAUGAAGUAGCUCGCGAAGAAGAGAUAAUCCUCGAAGACGAUAAUUACAAUGAAGACUUUGUGCCUCGUCUUUCAUAAAUGCUUGAGUACAAAAUUAUAGUGUAUUACAUAAAGAGC
Cylicocyclus nassatus is the source of this 2204-nucleotide messenger RNA. The record is from the annotation of a GenBank genome assembly. NCBI's taxonomy places the organism in Eukaryota, Metazoa, Nematoda, Chromadorea, Rhabditida, Strongylidae.